This is a messenger RNA of Leptonychotes weddellii (Weddell seal), 917 nucleotides long. The record is from RefSeq and is a predicted model, not a curated record. Lineage: Eukaryota; Metazoa; Chordata; Mammalia; Carnivora; Phocidae.
ACAAAACUCCAGAACCUUCUCUGGAAGGAUAGUGGAGAACUCUCGGUAACAGAGGUACAGAUGUUCAGGGCUGGAGGAGCCUCGGACGGCCAAGAGUCCGGGAAGGCUGCUGUGGGUUCUGUCCUCCCGUAAGCACUGGCCCAGGACUGCGGUACAGCCAGGCUUCCUGAGCAUUCUGGUCCAACACUGUGCCAGCCCCCCAAAGCUUCCCUUGCCCCCAUACCCCUGCAGGAGGACUGGGUCAGUCACCCAUAGUGUGGGUGGUGGAGGAACCAGGUUAGAGUUCCUGGAGAACGCGUGGCCAGUGUGGUGUCAGGGGAGAGUGUGUCCCAGGGAUGGCCGCAAGGCCAAGGACUGGGUCAGAAAUGGGUCUGGGAUUGGCUCUGCACUCAGGCAUCUGGGCAGGAACCUGGACAUGACCGACGUGCUCCUUCCUGCUGGGGCGGCUCUGCUGCAGCUCCUCUGUCCCGUGCUGGCUGCCCAGCUGCGCGGGGCGGAGGGGACACAUGUGCAGGUCUGUGCUGAGUGCUUCUCAUUGCAGACGGUGGAGCACGGCUUCCCACACCAGCCCAGCGCCCUCGGCUACAGCCUGUCUCUGCGCAUCCUGGCCAUUGGCACCCGCUCCGGAGCCAUCAAGCUCUAUGGUGCCCCUGGGGUGGAGUUCAUGGGGCUGCACCGGGAGAACAACGCUGUGGUACAGAUCCACUUCCUACCUGGCCAGUGCCAGCUGGUCACCCUGCUGGAUGACAACAGCCUGCACCUGUGGAGCCUGAAGGUCAAAGGCAGCGUGUCAGAGCUACAGGAAGAUGAGAGUUUCACACUGCGUGGUCCCCCCGGGUAAGGACACGGUGCCCGUCCUCUCCCAGCCAGCCUGACCUGCACACCCAGCUCCAGGGUGGAACCACCCUGUAAAGGUC